AUGGAUAACUAUUACAAAUGCUCUGAAGACUUGAAAGAACAAGCAAGUGAAAUAAAAUUAAAAUGCAGCGAAGCUGAUGUAGGUAUUAAAACUGAGCAGGCUGACUUUGAAAAAUAUCAGCUUUCAAUAACCUAUGAAAAUUCAGAUAUUGUGAACACAGCCAGCGUUUUUGAUGACAGUCAUGCUUACUUCAACUCAAGUGAAGUGACAAACACCAAGGAGAACUAUGAAAUAUUUGCAGUUCAGUGUCCUGCAUCAAGCAAUGCAGACAGUGUAAAAGCUGGAAACUGCGAGAGAGAUUUAGCACCAAGGACUGCCAUUAGAACUUAUCUAGAGGAAGUAGAUGUUUCAGGGGUGAUACCCGCUCAUAGUUGGUGUGCAGAUGUAGACAGUGUGAACGCUGUGCUUGAAAAUCAUGGUUUAGACUCAAGCUGCAAAAAUGAAGUAGUAGAAUCAUAUCAUAUGCUAGAAGAUAAAUCUGUAGCUAAAAUCAUUCCUCACUUUUCUGCUGGGGAAGCAGAAAACAGUGUAUAUCCAGUAGUCUUUGGAACAACUGAAAAAAUAGCAAUUUCAGAAGCAACUGAAACAAAAAUCAAUAAACCGGUACCUCUUGUCCAUAUUACACUAUCUGAACAUGAGCCACGUAGAGCACCACAGAUUGCCAAAUGUCCCACCAGAAAAAAGGAAGUCAUCCAUAGCAUGCCUCCUAAUAUGAGUCACAGCUUCAGCAUACUUGCUUACAAAGAAAAUGACAAUAAAAUAAAAACUAAUAGAAAUAGAUCUGCUUCAAAGACUAAAAUGAGUAGCGAAGUACCUCAAGAUUUCUCUGUUUCUGAUGAGCGUUCCACAAAAUGUAACACACACAAUACCAACAUCAAGAACCAGAUUUUCCCUUCUGUAGGACUGUCUCAUGUGGAAUCUGAGGCUUCCUCAAAGCUUCAGAAAAAAAGACCUCAGAUGAAGAAACACCAUGUUCUUCAGAGUGCUCAGAAAUCUAAAAAGCAAGCAUUUCCUUAUAUCUGUAAAAGUUCAAGCAGCUUAAAGAAACAUGUUACUCCACUUUCUGUUCCACGAACACAGUCUGCUUCAGAUUUCUUGAAUUUGAAAUAUAGUGACAUGUUCAAGGAAAUAAAUUCAAAUGACAAAGGCCCAGGGAUUUAUGAAAUGUUUGGGACUCCUGUAUAUUCCCAAGUGCGUGGACUUGGUCAACAUGAAAGCAGAUUUUACAGGGAAGUUUGUUCUGCUCCACCUGGGAGAUACGCAGCUAAUAAACGUAAAUCUACCUGCACUGUUGAGAGAGACAGCAGCAGAAUAAGAAGCACCCAGAAAAGAACACGUUCUAAACCCAAGAACACAAUUGGCAUUAAACAAAAGCACAAAGACUUAACACCAGAAGAGAGAAGUUCUGAGUUAAGAGAUAGCAACACGGAGCUGGAAGAUGAUGUAAUAAUUUCUGGUCCAGAUUGGCACAUAAAAACUUCAAGGAGCAAGCCAUUGUUUAACGAAGAUGAAGGUCAACAGUUUCUGGUUUUGAAAGAGUUUUCACAAUUCACUAAACAAAAUGAAAUCAUUCCAAAUUCAAACUUGUCAACUAUUAAAGAAGUCCCUUUGGAGCAGUCUUCAGAUAAUAGAGAUAUAGUUAACAAUCAGAUACUUGCAACCAAUGUCCACAAUUUUCGGCAGGUUGAUGAUAAACAUCAUGCAGAAUGUGUUGCUUUAGUGAGCAGUUUACUAAAGACAGAUCAGAAUAACAAGUGUGUAGUCCAAGGAAGAGUGGAUAUGGAUGACUCCAUGAAUCUGGAAGCAAACCAGACCUUCUGCAAAUCUAUAGAUAAAUAUGAAGCACUGUUUGCAUUGUCUUUUCCAGACACAGCAGACUGUGUAUCUUCUCAAAGAAAACUAGAUCAGAGUUGGACACACACGUCUGAAAAUUGUAAUUCAGAAAAUGCAUCAACUCAGCAUCCAACAAACCAGACUUUAAAUGCUGCAAGCCCAGUUUUCCAGACUUAUCAAAACAUUCUGGACUAUGCAGAUAAUGAAGAACUGACUGAUGAGUUGCUUUGUUGCCUGGCGGCAGAGCUGCUAGCACUUGAUGAAAAAGAUACUGCCUCUUCCAGAAUACCUACAAAGAAUACAGGUUCUAAAACACAAAAUGUAUUUGCUAAAGAAGAAAGAGGCAGUGUGAAUGAAGAUGGCAAAGUAGUAGCAAGUGCAGAGGAACAGCAGAGUUACAGUAAAGCGUUCCUGGCACCAAAGAGGGAAAGUGACUUGUUGAACUUCAAUGAAUCUACAGCAUUUCCAGAAAGCAGUCUAGGUAAUAAGGCUCCUAUCACAUGGACUAGAGGUGAAAUCCUUGGAAAGGGAGCCUAUGGCACUGUGUACUGUGGUCUGACAAGCCAGGGACAAUUAAUAGCAGUGAAACAAGUUUCUUUGGAUACCUCAGAUAAAGUCACUACAGAAAAGGAGUAUCAGAAGUUGCAAGAAGAAGUUGACCUGUUGAAAACACUAAAGCAUAUCAACAUUGUAACCUAUUUAGGAACAUGUUUAAAAGAUAACAUUGUAAGCAUUUUCAUGGAGUUUGUUCCUGGUGGCUCAAUUUCCAGUAUUAUUAAUCGUUUUGGGCCAUUGCCAGAAAUUGUCUUUUGUAAAUAUACAAAACAAAUUCUACAAGGGGUUGCAUAUUUACAUAAAAACUGUGUGGUACACAGAGAUAUCAAAGGCAAUAAUGUUAUGCUUAUGCCAAAUGGUGUAAUAAAGCUGAUUGACUUUGGAUGUGCAAAGCGUUUAGCAUGGGUAAGCCUGAGUGGCACACACAGUGAAAUGCUCAAGUCUGUGCAUGGGACUCCAUACUGGAUGGCACCAGAAGUAAUAAAUGAAUCUGGAUAUGGAAGGAAAUCAGACAUCUGGAGCAUUGGAUGCACUGUAUUUGAGAUGGCAAUGGGUAAACCACCUCUGGCUUCCAUGGAUAGGCUAGCAGCUAUGUUUUACAUUGGAGCCCAUAGAGGACUGAUGCCUUCUUUACCUGACCAUUUCUCAGGAAAAGCAGCGGACUUUGUCCAUGUGUGCUUAACCAGAAAUCAACAUGAGCGUCCGUCUGCUCUACAACUGCUGCAGCAUCCCUUCAUGAAGGGAAGACAAUGA
This is a messenger RNA of Emys orbicularis (European pond turtle), 3141 nucleotides long. RefSeq names its product mitogen-activated protein kinase kinase kinase 19 (gene MAP3K19). Lineage: Eukaryota; Metazoa; Chordata; Testudines; Emydidae. Gene Ontology annotation, molecular function: ATP binding; protein kinase activity. The coding region runs from base 1 to 3141 and encodes 1046 amino acids. Gene Ontology annotation, biological process: protein phosphorylation. The record is from RefSeq and is a predicted model, not a curated record. The transcript is spliced from 4 exons.